Molecule: messenger RNA, 973 nt
Organism: Anthonomus grandis grandis
Lineage: Eukaryota; Metazoa; Arthropoda; Insecta; Coleoptera; Curculionidae
Exons: 3
Coding region: 77-643 (188 amino acids)
Source: RefSeq, a predicted model, not a curated record
CUGUCAAAUUUUCAAAAGUUACUCAAAUAUUUAUAUUUAUUUAUUUGAAGAAAUUCUAUUUUAUAAAAGCUGAAAUAUGAAUAGUAUUACAGACGUAGACGUGGAAUCCCUAUUACAAGCUUUAACAAAACAUAGACAAAACACCGCAAAAGCCGUUCAAGAGUGUCUGGAAAACUGUAAAACUCAAAAAGAACUUUGUGAAGCCACAAAAGUACUCGAUUCAAGUUUACAAGAAAAAAUAACUUUAAUGAAAGACCUUGCCAAAUCAGAACAUGAUAAGUACAACAUUUUAAUAAACACCAUCGAAUCUAAUGAGGUUAUACUGAAACAAAAAGAAAAUGAUCUUGAGCAACACAAAACGAUUUUGGAUAAAAAGCAAAAAAAAAUGGAAAAUUUGGAAAGCACGCGGGCUACUCUGGAAGCCAAAUUGAAGGUACUCCAAGACGGAGAGAACUUAAGAGAAAUGAGAGAUAAAAUAUUAGCAUAUAAAGUCCUUACAGGUGUAGAGUUUGUUUAUUCUACCAAGAGAGUCAUGGGCACUGUGGCAAAGAAGGGUCAGGACCCAAAAGCUUUCUCAUAUAACCCCACUAAGUCUGACGAAGAUAUUUGCAGCAAGCUGUGGAGUAUGAUUUUGGAGGAUUAAAGGUCAAUAAUAAUGUAUGUACAUAUGUAUAUAAUUUUUUUUGUAAUAGUUUUAAGUAUGUUACUUUGAGUAAGUUAUAAUCAAGUAAAGUUUGAAUGAAAUUACUUUCUGUUUAGAUGGUUUUAAUAUGCUGCAGUUUGGCUUAAGUGCAGCAUGCACUUCAUUAAACUGUAUUUGAAUAUUGAUAAGUGUUCAAUUAGAAGAUUUUUACUUACAUAAAUACCUGUUACAGUAUCUCUAAUAAACAAAUUGUUCGGUUAUAUCAAUUGCACAGUAAGUGCUUAAGUCAGUAAAAUUAUGUACAAAAAUAUAAUAAUAAUUUUAACAGAC